Molecule: messenger RNA, 3483 nt
Organism: Bipolaris oryzae ATCC 44560
Lineage: Eukaryota; Fungi; Ascomycota; Dothideomycetes; Pleosporales; Pleosporaceae
Exons: 1
Coding region: 1-3483 (1160 amino acids)
Source: RefSeq, a predicted model, not a curated record
AUGGCCGAACCCGCGCCUGGCGUCUAUGCCCGUCUCGAGUCGGCCUUCAACGCUGCUCCCAAUCUCCGCCAGUCCAAACAGCUCCCGCGCCGCAGUGACCCAACCCGUCCAGUUCCAGCAUCCCUCGAGCGCGACGACUCGUAUGCCUCACAGUCCACCGACGACAGCGAUUCCACCGUCUGCAGCCAGGACAGCACCCUGCUCGCCUCGCCGGGAGGGCUGAAUGGAGCAGACAGCGGCCUCCCGCCUACACCACCCACGGCCUCGCAGGAUGGCAAAUCUUCUCCCGCCCCAGAGCAGCAGCAGCAGCAGCAGCCGCCGCCGCCCCAUGCCGACAGCGUGAGAAAUUCCCUUAUAUCACAAAAGUCGUCCCUCAGCACCCCCGUCAAUGCCAGAAGCCCACCAACACCCGAUCCAAGUCCGCCGCGAAGAAACGUUUCUGAAGGCUCCAACGCCACCCUCGAGCGCCCGCCACUCUAUACGUAUCCCUCGUCUCGAGCCACCUCGUUCCAGACGGCAAGAGAAGAGCCCAUCUCCUCGGACCGCGAAGAAAGCACCUGUGCAACACCACCCAUUGACAGGCUCAGCACCGUCCAAGAAGACCACGGACUCGGUCUUGCUUUUGAACAAGACAAGAAUGAUGUCACCCCAACUACCCUGCAAGCUCCCUCCUUCCCCGUUACCCCUACUAAACAGGUGGAUACAGCCAAAGAUGUGGGUACGGUGGAUACAACCCCCGACCAGGCAUCCCCGACCAUGGACGAGAUCCCAGACCGCGAAUGGAACACAGAGCUAAUGCGCAAUGUUACCGUCCGGAAGAAGCGCAGGCCGCAAUCAAAGUCUCCUCGCAAAACACCCGAGCCCGCCGUCACCGUUGUCGAAACCGCCUCACCCUCUCCCACCAGAGCCCGACGUGCCUCGAGUCUGCGCAAACGCGUCCAAGUCGGCCACAGCAGCCCGACUACGCCAUCCGUCGAAAACUUUGCGCAAUCCAUUGGCUGGCCCUCCGAAAACAGGCGCAUGUCAUCAGAAAAGCAGCGCGAGGCCAGCAGCAAGCGGCUGUCGACUGCGUCAGUAGCCUCGACUGUAGUGUCGGCCCAGGUCAUAGUCACGCCGCCCCAAAGGAAGCAAACCCUGCGACACUCUGGCAAGAACAUGGCAUACAGGAGAGACCUGAGCUCCUCGACAGAUGUUGGCUCCCUCACGCAUUCGGACCGCAGCUCCAUUGUGUCGCAGGCCGACAGCGCUCCGGUCCAUCGUUUGGUGCACAAGAGGACAAGCAUUGCUGACCGGAAUAGCAGAAGCAGUGUUGUGUCGGACAUUUCAUCAUCGCAUCGCAUCAUGUCGCCUUCAUUGUCACUGCGACAUAGGACCAUUGACAGCUCGGCACACACACUAGCACACCAAGAGUCUAUCCGCCACGUGCUGCAGCCUGCGGCCGACAUAUUGAGUAGACACAGUGCAGCAGCGAGGCUGAGUGGGAGCCAUCACAAACGCAUCAACUCUGCCCCUGAAACUGCAAGACGCACGAUUCGAUCCACCAAGCCUCGUAACUUUUCAGAAAUACUGCCUUCUGCGAGUCCGCACCAGGAGAAGAACCCUUUCACUCAGCCACCCGUGCUUCCAAGCGCACCAUCACCGCCGAUAUCGCCAAAGCCACGUCAAAUGUCACCAACGUCGAGAAAAGUUAGACAAUCGCUUGUUGUCACUGAUCCGAAUCUACCAACUGGAAUUGAAAAUGACCCUCCUAAGCUGCCCAGUCCAGAUAAAGAUGAGCCCGUUGAGCGCGAUGUCUUCGUUGGUGCCGGUAACCCUGUGGAAGAAGCCCAGGUGCCAUCUGCCAUGCUCGACCGGGUCCGACGUCUUCUUGGGGACCGCGAAACCGCCGAAGGCGCCACUCUGGUUGCUGCCUCCAACCCCAAUCCUGCCACACUGGAGAACCUAAACAAGUUCCCGCCCCUCAAGGAUGGAUCGCCCAUUAUGCGACAAGGCUCACGUCCUUCAAGACCAGCCUCUCGCGCGUCAAGACCGGGCUCAUCUCGACCAGGUUCCUGGGACCCAAAGCGAUUCUCACUCCCCUUGGACCGUUCCUCAGCCUCGCCUGAUUGGCACCGUUACUCGGGUGACCAGAGCCGUGUCAGCUUCGAUCGGUCAGGCUCACGUUCAGCUUCACGGACCGAAGAGCACGCCAUGGCUCGACAUCUCUUUUCCCAAUCCACCCCGUUUUCUCAGUUUUCCGACACGGUCGAAGUCACUGAGGCCACUGCUGUGAGCAUCUUUCCCCACAACAACAACUCUCUGCUUGUCGUGCAGCAGCUUGCUCGGGGAAAUUCGAUGCUGCAGGAACAGCGCCAAUUGACCGGGGCUUCACAUUUGACCGCGCAGGAUCCUCGUAUUACACCAGCCGUGGCAUCACCUCCUGCGACUAGUCGACAAAAGAGCAAUGAAGAACAAUCACAGCAACCGACCUUGACUUUCGAGCCUUCGACCCCUCCAAUGCAGACUGAUCCAUUACACGCCAACCCUGUCGAGUCGCCGCUUGAAAAUCCCCGAGAUCCCCCAGAGCCGCCCAUGAUUAACUUUAUUCCUCCAACGCCUAUGGAGGAACUGGACAAGCCAAUGGCUCCAUCACCUGGACCGCCUCGUCGUUCCGACUCGAAUCCACAACGCCGCUUGUCUGUUCUGCAGCGAGCGCGCCGCUAUUCUGACAACCUCAUUACACCGCUGUUGACUCGCAAAGGGGCCAGCCGUGCACGUGACGAUAAUGACGAGGAAAAGCUCGCGUACCGUAAUCCCCAGGCCUCUACUGUCAACGACGAGGACGGCACACUUCAUCCCUUUUGGCGCCCCCGCGGCUUUUGGGAUGAAUUCUCCGAGAGUGAGGAUGACGGCGAGGAAGACGAAAGACUUCCACAAGGAGGCGACACAAGUGACGUUGGAGAUCCAGAGCCGGAACCAGAGGUACCAAGACGAGCCAAUACUCUUAAAAAGCUAAAAGGCGGCCUUCGCGGAUCGGGUGGUUUCCUUAUUGGCAACUCCCUUGGUGUUGAGCGCCACGGCACGAAUAAACGUCGACACCAUGUCAAUCUUCCGCCACACAUUGCUCAGUCUCUUCUUUCAUCUAGUGAUGGAUCCUCGUCCUCGCCCAAACUCGGCAUUCAAGCUCCUACGCAACCUUUAGGGCGGCAUGGCGGCGGCCGCAUCACCAAACGCCGCUCCAACCACGAUCUCCGCCGCACUUCCUCUGUGCCUGACAACCUCUCAAUCGAAUACGAGCAGUCUCGCCGUCGCCGCGGCACAUGGAGACAAGGCAAGAGUAUUCCAGGUUUGAAGAAGUACCACGUUCAAUACAUUGGAAUCUCUGGAGUCAAAGAGAAGAUCAAGGAACGCCGCACAGAGAAGAGGAGGGAGAAGAUUAGACGCAGUAUUGGACACAGGUACUAUGUCGACCCCGUGACGCCUGACUCGCCCAUCUCACAGUAG